Messenger RNA from Myxocyprinus asiaticus (Chinese sucker), 820 nucleotides. Its product is annotated as apoptosis regulatory protein Siva-like. NCBI's taxonomy places the organism in Eukaryota, Metazoa, Chordata, Actinopteri, Cypriniformes, Catostomidae. The record is from RefSeq and is a predicted model, not a curated record. Gene Ontology annotation, molecular function: CD27 receptor binding. The coding region runs from base 117 to 641 and encodes 174 amino acids. The transcript is spliced from 4 exons. Gene Ontology annotation, biological process: extrinsic apoptotic signaling pathway.
UAGACUUCUUAAAGCGCGAACCGGACGCAUGUGUUUUAUGUGGCGCGGUUUGUUUUUGUUUUUUCGCCUUUGUCGUUGUAGUAGUUGAUUUUUUUCCUACUCUGUCGUUUUUUAAAAUGCCUAAACGCUCGUAUCCAUUCAGCGAGACUUUCUCCUCUCAGUAUAAAGUUCAUGUUGGGCAGAAAGAGAUGAGUAACUAUGGAGUGUUUGGACUCAAAUACAAACAAGAUAUUUACGAAAAGACCAAAAACCUGCUCUUCAAUGGAACUAAAGCUGUGAUGAGCCGAAUCUGGAAUGUGGACGGAGACGAGACUGUAUCGGGUGUUAAAGUGUCCGAUCACACCACUGUAACAUCUGUCUCCGGACAUCAGAGGCUGCUCAAAGGACAGACGCUCAUCGGCUCGGAUGGAAGAUUGAAGAAGACGAACGCUGUUUUGGGUUCGUCAGCAGCUCCUACAACGUGUUGUGUAUGUCAGAGGGUCUCCGGUUCGAGGCAGCCAUGCACGCAGUGUGAGCGUCCUGCGUGUACCGCAUGCACCCAGCAGUGCAACAGCUGCUUCAACCACUGCUGCUCAUUAUGCACGGUUACAGAUUAUAGUGAACGUUACGACAGAGUCCUCUGCUUGAACUGCUCGUCCUGAUAUCGGCGUUCAUUGAUGGAUGACUGCCGAGACGACAUUGAGAAUUAUGCGAGACAUGAUUUUAAUUCAUUACCAAUGAAAUGUAAAUGAGAUGACUAUUUUAUAUACGCUUGCAUUGUUUCAUACUCUUCACUUGUGUAAAUACUCCUAUAGUUGUUGAAAUAAAUACCUUGAUCAAA